This is a messenger RNA of Haliotis rufescens (red abalone), 802 nucleotides long. RefSeq lists its product as uncharacterized. NCBI's taxonomy places the organism in Eukaryota, Metazoa, Mollusca, Gastropoda, Lepetellida, Haliotidae. The record is from RefSeq and is a predicted model, not a curated record. The coding region runs from base 102 to 656 and encodes 184 amino acids. The transcript has 5 exons.
GACGUACACAGUACACGCACAGGGACAAUGGAAGUCGUGAUAUCUCGCCAAGACAUCACCGGAUAUCCGUGAAGACAUGUCACAGUGACCUAAACGGGGUCAUGGGCAAGCGUCACCAAGCAACAGAGGGUGUAGUCCACAGAUUAAGAGUUAUCCCGCCUGUGACCUUGCCCUUUAGACGCGUCCUUUUACCCUUGACGGAGACGCCAUCUUACACCACAGUGAGGAUCUUCCAGAUUUUCAUGGAGAUCAAAUUAAUGAAAGGUGGGGAAAUUUGGAGGUCAGUGGAAAAAUCAACAAAUGAUUUAUUCAACGCCGUGAAGGAAAUCAUGCCCCCCACUGACGAAGCUGAUGAACUAAUGGAAGAUAUUGAGACUUUUCGCUAUAUGGUGAGGGAAACAGGAUAUGACAGGGACCGAGGAGCGAAAAGCAUCUCAAUAUUGGAAAAAAAUCAAAGGAGUUGUCUCCUAAACAAAUUGACGAGGAAGCCGAUGCUUCGGAUCUUUGUAAAGGACAACCGGAUAACUGAGGCAAUCAUACACGCCGACGGGGUAAACCUUCCUGUCAUAAGGAACUUCAGGAAGGCAGUGGUCCAGCUGCUGGCCAUAUACUAUGUAGCUUGGCUGGAUUACCAGAGGCAGUAUGCACAGAUGUAAGGCGUUAUGCAAGAACUCUUUUUCAAGGAAAUCUUUGGUUCCGAAACCAAAAAAUGUGUUCACUUCUUGAAGAAAGUUGAAGCAUGCAUGAUUUACUUGACUAGAUUGACAUGUUUCCUUAUGGCAAAAUAAAAUGUUUAAUUCUA